Molecule: messenger RNA, 4333 nt
Organism: Centruroides sculpturatus (bark scorpion)
Lineage: Eukaryota; Metazoa; Arthropoda; Arachnida; Scorpiones; Buthidae
Product: zinc finger protein 271-like
Exons: 1
Coding region: 42-2600 (852 amino acids)
Cellular component (GO): nucleus
Source: RefSeq, a predicted model, not a curated record
UUGAAAUCAAUGAAGAGCAAGGAACAAAAAAUGCUUGUGGAAUGAUAAAAGACAUUUUUACCUGUAAUAUAUGUGAAAAGAAAUUUUUUGCAGUUCAAGAAUUUAUACUUCAUAUACAGGAACAUUUAGGAAAACAAAAUUUUGAAUGCAAAUUCUGUAAAAGGAAUUUUAUUUGGAAUUAUACUUUAAAGAGUCAUCUGUUUAUUCAUGGGGGAGAGCAGCAUGUUCAUUGCGACUUCUGCAAGAAGAGAGCCAGGACGAAAGUUACGUUGAAAAGACAGUCGUGGAACAAUUUCAAAAGGAGGUUUCGGCAUAGAAUUUGGAUGAAAAGAUAUUCAUAUAAAUUAUUUUAUAAACGUCAUAGAAUAAUGCAAAUUAGAACAAAGAGUUUCAGUUGUAAUAUCUGCAGGGAGAAAUUUCUUCUGAGGUCUGAUUUAUUGGAGCAUAUAAAAGUGCAUUUUGGAGGAAAUCGCAGCAGAGAAGUGCUUAAGCCAGUGUUGAAAGUGGAAGACCCGGAUGAAAAGCUCUAUUUAGAACAUCAUCCUUUUCAGUGUGAAUUGUGUGAAAAACGAUUUACUGCUAAAACUUACUUAUUACAACAUCAGACAUGCCAUACAGAAGAUCAAGGUUUUCGUUGUCACCUCUGCCCGAAAAUUUUCCAAUGGAAGUCUAAUUUAAUAAAACAUAGGAAAUUUCACAGUGGAGAAAGACCGCAUCAGUGUGAUAUUUGUGGCAAAAGUUUCAUGGAAAGAGCGCAAUUAGGAGAACAUAAAAAAUGCCAUUCUGACGAGAGACCUUAUAGUUGUGAUGUCUGUGGAAAAUGUUUUAAGUCGCGAUCGAACUUAAAAUGUCAUAAAAGAUGUCACAUUGAAGAAAGACCUUUUGACUGUAUGAUUUGUAAAAAGAGUUAUAGGACAUGGUCGGAUUUAAACAUUCAUAGCAGGUGCCAUUCAGGAAAAAAGCCCCACAAAUGUGAGUUUUGUGGCAAGUGUUUUAGAGUUAGAUCAGCUUUAAGUAUUCACAGGAAAAGCCAUUCUAAAGAGAGACCUUAUCAGUGUGAGAUAUGCAAAAAGUGUUUCAAACAGAAAUAUAAUUUAAAACAACAUAUGAAAUGCCAUUCUACAGAGAAACCUUUCCAGUGUCAAAUAUGUAAUAAGAAUUUUAGGGAAGAGAAACGUUUAAGGAAUCAUAAAAAAACACAUUCCCAGGAGAGACCUUUUCAAUGUGAUCUCUGCAAAAAGUAUUUUAAAGAAAAGGUAUAUUUAAAACGGCAUCUAAAAGCUCAUUUUCUUGAAAGAACCCACCAAUGUAAUUUAUGCGAAAAAAGUUUUAAGUGGCCAAACAAUUUAAAAAAACAUCAGAGAAAACAUUUUGAAGUGAAGAGUUAUCCUUGUGAAUUCUGUGAUUUGAAAUUUACAGAGAGGUCGGCUAUGUUUCAGCAUCGGAAAUCUCAUGCUGACGAACGGCCCUAUCCAUGCGAAAUCUGUGGGAAAGGAUUCAAAAAUAAAAAGCACUUAAGACGCCAUGUAAAGAGACAUUCUCCAGAGUUGCCUUAUCAUUGUGAAAUCUGCAAUAAAAAUUUCAAAGAUCCUUCUUACUUUUCUAAACAUGUACGAAAUCAUUCUUUAGGGACAAUUUAUCAAUGUGAGUUCUGCACGGAAACCUUUACAGAAAAAUUACUAUUAAUGGAUCAUGAAAAAUGUCAUUUUUAUGACACAAUCUAUCAAUGUACUCUUUGCAAAAAGAAUUUUGGGAACAAAGCAAAUUUGGCGAGGCAUGAAAAAUUACAUUCCGAGGAAAGUUCUUUCCAGUGUGAAGUAUGCAAAAAGAAUUUCAAAAACCACAGGUAUUUAAAUCAACACAUGAAAAUUCAUUCGAACGAACGACCUUAUCAAUGCGAGAUCUGCAACAUGAAUUUUAAAGAUAAGCAUCCGUUAAAGCGACACAUACAAUGUCAUACUGACGAAAAACCUUUUCAGUGCGAGCUCUGUGAAAAAGCAUUUAGGAGAAAGUCACAUUUAGUACGACAUCAGAAUUGCCAUACAGACGAAAGACCUUUUGAGUGCGGGUUUUGUCCAAAAAGUUUUAAGUUGAAAUCUGUUUUAAUUGAACAUCAAAGAUGUCAUUCCGAGGUGAAACCUUUUCAGUGUAACCUAUGUGAGAAAAGCUUUAGACAGAAGUCGAAUCUGCUUCAGCACGAGAAGCUACAUUCUGGCGAACGGCCGUUCGAAUGCAAAACUUGCUUUAAGAACUUUAAAAAUAAAAAAUAUUUGAAUCGACACAUUAAGACACAUUCCGAAGAGAGGCCUUACCAGUGCGAUUUGUGUGAUAUGAAUUUCAAGGAUAAGCACUUAUUAAAACGUCAUUUAUUGUGCCAUUCGGGAGAAAAGCCGUUCCAAUGCAAUAUAUGCAAAAAGUAUUUUAGAAGAAAAUCACACUUGGUAAGGCACGAAAAAUGUCAUACGGGCGAGAGACCGUUUCCUUGCGACAUGUGUGAGAAAAGUUUCAAAAGUGUUUCUGAAUUAAACGGUCAUCAAAGAAAUCACAUGAAAGUCAUUUAUAUGAUGAAAUCACAAGAUAAGAAAUGCGAUGAAUCAUAGCUCAAGUAAAUUGUGAUUUCUAAUCGAAUCCUUUUGUUCUACAAUAGGAUAAGAUGUAAUAAUUUACCAUACCUCGAAGAAGUGCAAUUGUGAGUGUUCCUCACAGACCUGUAAUGAUAAAAAUAUAGUUAUGUGGACCAAAAACUGUGUGAAUUUAGAAGACAUGUUCCAAGAAAUACAUAAAAUUAUUUUCAAUAUUCCUUCUUAGCGUCUCCAAAGUAUAGUUAAAAAUGAAUUACGAUAAUAAAACUUAUAAAGUAAAUAUUUACAAGAUGAGAUGAUGAUCCAAUUUAUGGCAGUUAAAAUCAUAAAUAAUAAUAGAAAAUUAAUGUUUAUUGUUAUAGAGCACAAAUUUUAUCUGCAAUAUUUUCAUUAAACUAUUUCAAUUUAAGAUUUAGGAAAAAAAUAUAUUUUGCAGAAUUGAUAAGAGUGAGAACUGUAGAUAUUGGCUAUGAGAUGUUUGGAAAAAUAUACUAUUUGCUAGGUCAGAGUUAGAUUUAAUUUAUUAUAUCUGCUAUUGCAUGCUUUAUAAGGUAAUUGAAAAAAAAUCAUGUAAUGAUUGAAUGCUGAUGAUAUCAGCAUCAUCACAAUUGUAAAUUACACAAUACAAAAAUACUUCUGUGAUAUUUUCAGAAAUGGAGUGUAGAAAGUUGAUCUUAGGAAGAUAAUUUUUAUAAUAGGGUGUAUAUAAUGCAUAAUGUUGCUACAUUUAUACAUAAAUAUAAAUUUUUCUUUUAUGUGUAUUGAAGAAUUUUUGAAUUCACUGGAAUUUCAAUGUAUAAUUUAUUGCACUUAACUGUAAAUCAUGGAUUUAAUUAACUGAUUGUUUGGAGCAAAAAUGUUUUCAGAAAAGCCAAACAUUCUUGGGGCUCUUUGCUCAUUAUUGGAAAUUAAUGAGGAUCAUCAUCGGAAGUUGACCAGAGAAUCUAUUUUGAAUAGCACAUGAGAAUGUAUAGGGAGUGUCAGAUAGUACCAACUGUUCAAUGAAGGAAUUGGUACCAUGUGAUACUCCCAACACGUUUGUAUUGCUAGUCACAAGACUUGAGACUAAGCACCCUAUUGCCAAAUGAGCACUUAUAGGCUACACACUCAAAGUUGCUUGUCUUUUGACAUGUUUUUACUCCAAGAAAAGCAAUUUGAAUUUAAAUUAUGUUUGAGGAAUGAGUUAAUUCACUGAAGAAUGUUAAUUCUGUUAAAUAUUAGCCUUUUUCACAUUUAUGAUUAUAUAAAACCUUCAGUCUAAAUUAAAAAAGUUUCUCUGUCUGGUGACAAAUAUAUUAAAUGGAUAACUAGACAUGUAAACAAUGUUUACAUAAUGUAAAAUUUGGAAAGCGUGGCCAUUUAGUAUGAUGAUGAUUCAAUUCAUAAUUAAUAUUAUGAAAUUAAAGUGCAGAAAAAAAAUACUGAAAUGCCUUCCGUUUUUAUUUAUAUAUUUAAUUGUAAUAUAUGAUAAAGUGUAAUUUGGAAAAUGUGAAUAGUUGUUGCCUUAUCAAAUUUAAGAAUGUAAUAUUUGUCUAUCUCUUACAAUGUUCCUGUUAGAUUGCCAAAUUUAGACUUUGAUUGCAAGAUGAAAUUUGUUUGAAGAAAAAUGUAUUACACAAGAAGCUCUUGUGCAAUAUGAAGCAUUGCAUAAAUAAAUGAAGAUAACUUUUAUAUAAUUAUAACUGUGAUUUCGAUUUUGCCAUGUGUUGCUCCUUUCUAGUCAAGGUUUGUUUUAUAUUAAUAAAUAAAUC